CCGAAGAGAGAUAACAUUGAUCAAACAAUUUUAAAAGAGAAAGCAAAGGGGGGAAUCAAAGAAGAUGUCAUCAUCUUCCACCUUGUCUUCGGACCACCUUCCUCCCUCCGAGCAGCUCUGUUAUGUCCAUUGCAACAUCUGCGACACUGUCCUUGCGGUUAGUGUUCCUUGCACAAGUUUGUUCAAGACUGUAACGGUUCGAUGUGGUCACUGCACCAAUCUUUUGCCAGUGAACUUGCGUGGUCUACUUUUACCAUCCACCAAUCAAUUUCAUUUGGCUCACAGUUUAUACACUCCUUCACAAAAUCUUCUGGAAGAGAUCUCAAAUACUUGUCCAAAUUUGAUGCUCAAUCAAGCUAAUACGAGUGACAUCGCCUUACACACUCGUGGAGUUGCUGCUGAUGAGCUUCCAAGGCCUCCAUUUAUAAACAGACCUCCGGAGAAACGACAGAGAGUCCCCUCUGCGUACAACCGAUUCAUCAAGGAGGAGAUCCAACGCAUCAAGGCAGGAAACCCUGAUAUAACUCACAGAGAGGCCUUCAGUGCAGCUGCGAAGAACUGGGCUCACUUCCCACAUAUUCACUUUGGCCUCAUGCCUGAUCAGCCUGCCAAGAAGGCUAACGUGAGCCAGCAGGAGGGCGAGGGUGUUCUCAUGAAAGAUGGGUUUUUCUGCUUCCACUGAGCUUAGCUAUGGAAGCUGAUGCUAUUAGGGUUUAGUAGUUCUACGUAGUAAUAUUUAAGCAUGCAUGUAGUUUUACUUUUAGGUAACAUCCUGUGUUCUUGAACUUGGAAAACCUAACUCUUUAAUCUCAUUCGAAUCUUUGCUAAUCAACUACUAUUAGUUUAAACUCUCUUAUCCCUUUGCUAGUUUUAAUUAGUUAACCAUUUCGUCA
Hibiscus syriacus is the source of this 893-nucleotide messenger RNA. RefSeq names its product axial regulator YABBY 1-like. The transcript has 7 exons. Gene Ontology annotation, cellular component: nucleus. Gene Ontology annotation, biological process: polarity specification of adaxial/abaxial axis; abaxial cell fate specification; regulation of leaf development. NCBI's taxonomy places the organism in Eukaryota, Viridiplantae, Streptophyta, Magnoliopsida, Malvales, Malvaceae. The record is from RefSeq and is a predicted model, not a curated record. The coding region runs from base 65 to 682 and encodes 205 amino acids.